UCUCGAGAGCUUGAGCAUUCAAUAUCAAUAUGUUGCGUCGGGUUCGCAUCGGAGAAUUUUAAAGACAACUACUUGGAAUCUUCAUACAUUCACGAGUGUCCGAUUAUAACAUGUCCAUAUCAAUUGCAAAGGAAAAACCAAAAGUGUCAACGUCUUAAAACAAGUUCAGAUGCAAGGUGAACUAUAGUAUUAUAAGCCAAGCUUCAAGAGAGAAAAAGACAGUGAGAGAGAGACAGAACGUCAGUUCAGCCUACAAAAAUUUAAAAAAAAAAGCCAUAACUGAUUGCUCUCAACGGAAGCGGCACGCGAUAAAAAUUUUAAAUACAUUUGCAAAAGUUUCGCUAAAAUCUGUUAUAACCUUUUAUUCUGCUGGGCAAUGAUGAAGUGCUUUCAACUAAUAUUUGUGAUUAUACUCAGCUUCUGCUGGGAUUUGGCUAUAUCCAAAAGCUACUCCACUGAAUAUAUUGAUCUGCUUGACUUAAGCGACAAUGAUGAGUUCCAGUGGGGUGCCGAUGAGAACAAGUUAUAUAGCCAAGCUAAUGGCAAUAAUGACAGUGAGAUAUACGGUAUAUCCAAUUUUCUAUCACGCCAUCGUCUAAACAAGCGACAGGCACCGGCUGAAACCCCCUUGCUGGAAAACAAGGACUACGGUGCGUGUCGUACACCGCUUGGAGAUGCCGGAAGAUGCCGUCACAUUAUUUACUGUCGUAUGCCGGAGUUGAAAAAUGAUGUUUGGCGUUUGGUCUCCCAGUUGUGCAUUAUUGAGAAAAGUUCCAUUGGGAUUUGCUGCACGGAACAGUCAAGUAGCUCACGCUUCAGUCCCCAGGUAAUUAGCAGCUCCGAUGCGGAGACACCGCGUAUUGUAAAUCGGCCGGAGCAACGGGGUUGUGGAAUUACAACCCGACAAUUCCCUAGGAUAACUGGCGGUCGUCCAGCGGAGCCCGACGAAUGGCCCUGGAUGGCGGCAUUGCUGCGGGAGGGUCACUCCUAUGUCUGGUGCGGUGGUGUGCUCAUUACAGACCGCCAUGUGCUAACGGCGGCUCAUUGCCUGGAGAAGGUCAAAAAGCAUGAGAUAUUUGUGCGCCUUGGAGAGUACAAUACCCAUCAAUUAAAUGAGACGCGAGCUCGUGACUUCCGCAUUGGUAGCAUGGUUCUCCAUGUGGACUAUGAUUCAAGCACCUAUGAGAAUGAUAUAGCACUCAUACGCAUCGAGAGGCCGACGUUGUUCAACAGCUACAUAUGGCCGGUUUGCAUGCCGCCGGUGAAUGAGGACUGGACGGGACGCAGUGCCAUUGUUAUGGGUUGGGGCACCCAAACAUUCAAUGGACCACAUUCUAAGAUUCUAAUGGAGGCCAAUUUGCCCAUAUGGAAGCAAUCCGAUUGCGAGGCUUCCAUGGUGGAGCGCAUACCGAACACGGCCAUAUGUGCUGGAUUGCCAGAGGGUGGCCAGGACAGUUGCCAGGGCGACAGCGGUGGGCCGCUGCUGGUGCAGUUGCCCAAUCAGCGUUGGGUCACGAUUGGCAUCGUUUCCUGGGGCAUUCGUUGCGGUGAACAGGGUCGACCAGGCAUCUACACACGCGUCGAUCGCUAUCUGGACUGGAUUUUAAGUAAUGCAGACAUAUAAAAUGCACAAAUAUCGACAUUCAAUUUACUUUGCAUUAACUCAACAAAUGCUUUGAUCUAAAUACAUAUACCUAACAUAUAUAUAUAUACU
Drosophila innubila is the source of this 1714-nucleotide messenger RNA. RefSeq names its product venom protease. The transcript has 6 exons. Bases 377 to 1624 code for a protein of 415 amino acids. The record is from RefSeq and is a predicted model, not a curated record. Gene Ontology annotation, molecular function: serine-type endopeptidase activity. Gene Ontology annotation, biological process: proteolysis. Lineage: Eukaryota; Metazoa; Arthropoda; Insecta; Diptera; Drosophilidae.